CCGAGGUCACGCCCUCGUUUCAUAAAUGAUUUCUGUAGCUCUUGUAGACUACUGCCAUGGAACCACGGAAUGCGACUAUUUUGCGAAGUAUCAUGAGACUCACAGGACUGAUUUUCGCAAUCAUCGUACUGGGUCUUAUUGCUGAAAAAGUAUACGCCCACGACUCGGAGGGAAAUAUAACGAUUUGCUACUUCAACAACAAGUCGAGUGCUUGCGACUUUGGACUGGCGUGCGGUGGUCUGUCAAUCAUCGCGGCUGUCAUCUUCACUGUGACCGAUUGCGCUGCCAGACUGCAGAUCUACUCAGAGUCAUCGAUUCGUAAGGGCUACGACAUAGCUGGAAGCGUAAUGGCUGGCGUUCUAGCCAUUCUUUGGCUGUCAAGCUUUGGCUACAUGACAAAUGAAUGGUUGGACUACAUCAACGAUGAGACAAAUGUCGGUACGUCUAGUAAUCCCGGACUGAAGUCGGCGGGUAACGCAAGUCUGGCAUUCAGUUUUCUCUCGGUACCUGUGUGGGUGGUAAUCAGUGUGUUAGACUUUAGGGCGUUUCGUAGUCUUUGAUCUCCGGCAAGAACGAAAGAACACGUGUCAUUACAAGAUACUCUAGUACGCCUACCUACCAAAGUUUGUUCCGUUGUUGUCGGUUGUCGUCAGGCUAAUGUGUAACGUCGCCAUACUCUAGACAAAAUGAUGUAUAUACUUGACGUGUAUGUUCAUUCGCAAAAAAUAUUUGGUGUUGCACAUGUUGUCGUUCUUCCGGACUAAUUGGUCUAUAGACACAGACAUUUUGUUUGCGUGUUAAUUUUAGUUACUCUAGACACUCUAGUGUUUCAACCGUAAAACCGUUAAUUAGCUAGUAAUAACUCGAGACUGACGUCUAGAGUCUUUUUUUAUCUUUUUAUAUAAUUCUGUCCACUAGCACAAAUUUGGAUAAAAAUUGAA
Messenger RNA from Corticium candelabrum, 941 nucleotides. RefSeq names its product synaptogyrin-3-like. The transcript has 4 exons. Gene Ontology annotation, cellular component: neuromuscular junction; synaptic vesicle membrane. The record is from RefSeq and is a predicted model, not a curated record. Bases 57 to 560 code for a protein of 167 amino acids. Lineage: Eukaryota; Metazoa; Porifera; Homoscleromorpha; Homosclerophorida; Plakinidae.